AUCAAUUGCCAAUUCGACGAUAAACUAAGAUAUGGUUAAAUGUAAUGAGUGAUUUAGUAGGAACGUCGAGCUGAGAAGACUACAUCCCUUUUGUAAAAAAUACAUUUGUUGUAGAUAUAUGUGUUUUAAUUGAAACGCUCUGUUUUCCAUCACUAUACAACAGAYUCACUGGGAAAAAUAUAAGAUUCUUUACAAAGCAAAAGACAAAUGGCUAUUGUAAAGACCUUGCCUUUUGUGAACAUAUUUCGAGGUAAAUUGCGCCGAAAGACAAUGUACCUUGGCAUUAUAACAUUUUUAGCACUACAUAUUUGGUGGCACAAGGGUAGAGAUAAUAUGCACUGUCACAAUGAAGUCAGCCAAAUGGRCUCAAGGGAAAAGUGUAGCUACAUGAAACCGGUUAACUCCUUUGAUCGACCGAUAGUUGGCUGUACGACCACUGGUCGACUUAUCUAUAAAGAUGUCACAAGGGUGAUGGGAACAGGACUGAAAAGGAAAGCAUUCCUGACAAUAGGAAUUCCAACCAUUGAACGAGUCUACAAGAACGUCACCGCAUCCUACUUAGAAAAAACUCUGGAUAUCAUAUUGUCGCGAUUAACGCUUAAUGAAAUGAAACAAGUUCAUAUCRUUAUAUUCCUUGCUGAUCUAAAGAAACAAGCAAGAGAUAAUGUAAARAAACAACUGGCCAGWAAAUAUCAACARCUWAUUGACAUUAAUUUYAUCAACGUGAUCGAAGCACCAAGGACGUUUUAUCCCAAACUGAAGGGAUURGUCAGAACKUUUGGUGACUCACAAGAAAGAAUGUACUGGCGUUCAAAGCAAAAUCUGGAUUAUGCUUUCUUGUUCAAUUACUGUGAUGGCCUUUCUGAAUAUUACCUUCAAAUAGAAGACGACGUCACAACCUCGGAAAACUUCCUCUCUACUAUCAAACAAUGCAUUGAGCAACAUAGACAUUCCAAUUUAGCUUUUAUAGAUACUAGUGCGUGGGGUUUCAUUGGAAAACUGUUUAGGAAUGAAGAGCUAGAUUAUUUUGCACGAGUGCURAGAAUAUUUUAUAACGAUAUACCGUGUGAUUGGUUGCUUCACCAAUACUUACUCUUUCGCAGUGAACAAGCAUCAUACUAUGAUCAUUUGUGUGGAGGUAUAUUUGAUCAUAUUGGUAACCAGUCAUCUUCUUUAGGAACAUAGUCCGCAGGCCUCAAUAUGGACUCUAGACGUACAAUCGUUGACAUAAUCCKUGGACCAUUGAAUUUCUUAUCUUAGGAAACACCAGCAGACAAUGUAGGUGUGGUAUGAUCGUCCGAGUUKGRGAAGUCUUGAGGAAGACUGUUUUAGUUACAUUCUGUGUGUGGGUCAUCUUCAGAGAUCUUAACACACCGGCCUAAAUCGCUUUCACCUGGGUUCAGACCAUUCACUCUCACCAGCAAACAAUUUCAUCCCCAUUACCCCUUUUAACACUUAAMAAUGUUGUCAUUGGGCAUGUUAUCACUCUACACAACCAUCCAAAACUAGACCCAAUAUUGAGUAAGUUGGCUAAGGUGGASAGCUGUGAAAAUAUAAAGGAGAAAAAGGUUAGGCUGGAGACAAAUAAUUCUAUCGUCCAAGGUAUUUUGGAAACGAUUGUAACAUGACAUACUCCAUAUGAUUUAUUUAUAUACAAUUGGUUGAUGAUGCUGUUUGUGUCAUUGGCAUGUAUCUGUCAUAACUAAAGUUUUUGAAUGGAAUGAUCUGGCUGGUGUUGAGUUAUUGUACUUAUUGUUUAUAAUAAUUGAAUUAUUUUUUGAAAAGUAUUUUACUUUAAAAAAGAUUGUAUUGUUGAUUUUAUGAUAGUAGAGAGUUAGUUAUACUCGUGAGCGUGACCGGAGAAAUAAAAUACGCUUUUGGAC
Exaiptasia diaphana is the source of this 1883-nucleotide messenger RNA. Its product is annotated as alpha-1,3-mannosyl-glycoprotein 4-beta-N-acetylglucosaminyltransferase C. The record is from RefSeq and is a predicted model, not a curated record. NCBI's taxonomy places the organism in Eukaryota, Metazoa, Cnidaria, Anthozoa, Actiniaria, Aiptasiidae. Gene Ontology annotation, biological process: protein N-linked glycosylation. Bases 208 to 1185 code for a protein of 325 amino acids. The transcript is spliced from 4 exons. Gene Ontology annotation, molecular function: acetylglucosaminyltransferase activity.